UGCUAAAGGUUUUCGCCAUAGUGUUUGUAAUCCACUCGCCUUGUGAUGACAGGGACGGUUACAGUACAGUAUUAGCAGUGCAUCUCUAAUGGACACAGAUGUGGUGAAUAUGCGGACGGACGACAAGCAGUGUGAGAAUGGGCACAAAGAUGUGGAUCCACAGAGUACCGAAGAUGAGCCGCUACUCAGAGAAAACAAAAGGCGGUUCGUCAUCUUUCCCAUUCAGUACCCCGACAUCUGGAAAAUGUACAAACAGGCCCAGGCCUCGUUCUGGACUGUAGAAGAGGUGGAUUUAUCAAAGGAUCUGCCUCACUGGGAGAAACUGAAGCCGGAGGAGAGACACUUCAUAUCACAUGUCUUGGCUUUCUUUGCGGCGAGUGAUGGCAUUGUCAACGAGAACCUGGUGCAGAGGUUCAGUCAGGAGGUGCAGGUCCCAGAAGCACGCUCUUUCUAUGGCUUCCAAAUCCUCAUAGAGAAUGUGCAUUCAGAGAUGUACAGCAUGCUGAUCAACACCUAUAUCAGGGACCUAAAGGAGAGAGACUAUUUGUUUAACGCUAUUGAGACCAUGCCUUGUGUGAAAAGAAAAGCAGACUGGGCCAUACAGUGGAUCUCUGACACAAACUCUACCUUUGGGGAGAGAUUAAUAGCGUUCGCAGCAGUAGAAGGCAUUUUUUUCUCGGGGUCAUUUGCCGCCAUCUACUGGUUAAAGAAAAGAGGGCUGAUGCCUGGACUUACAUACUCAAACGAGCUCAUCAGCCGAGAUGAGGGUUUGCACUGCAAUUUCGCCUGCCUUAUGCACAGUUACCUGGUAAAGAAACCAUCCGCUGACAGGGUGAGGGACAUCAUCACUGAAGCGGUUAGCAUUGAACAGGAGUUUCUAACUGAAGCUUUACCAGUCGACCUCAUUGGAAUUAACUGCUCUCUGAUGAGACAAUACAUCGAGUUUGUGGCUGACAGGUUGUUAACCGAUUUAGGAUUACCAAAGGUAUAUCAGGCAGAGAACCCCUUUGAUUUCAUGGAGUCCAUCUCACUGGAAGGAAAAACCAACUUCUUUGAGAAGCGAGUGGCCGAGUACCAACGAUUUGGAGUGAUGUCAAAUACAGUGGAGUGUGAAUUUACUCUUGAUGCAGAUUUCUAAUGGGCUACAGUGUACAGUAUAUAAUUGAAGCUGAAGAACAUCUACUUGAGAAGAAGUGAAAGCAGUCAGUUCACAGGAGCAAAAAAGUGGUUCGUUCAAAGUCCUCCGAUACUCUGAUGUUAAAUUUUUGCAUUUUUGCAAGCUGUGAGAGAGUGAAGACUAACUGUUAGGCACAGAGAAUUUUAUGCAAAACUUUUUCUCUAUUAUUGUUGGCUUAUGUGAGUGUCCAGUGAAAUAUGACUACAACAGAACACCACUUACAGUCUGUAAAAACUGAAAUAUUUAAUAGGUUUGUACUAGGAAAAUACUCACAAUAUUUCCAGUUGGGAUGCCCUUUUUGUUUUUAAGGCUAAUUUCAGCUACCUCAGUUGGUACUCUAUCAAACAAUCAUGCUGUGAGAAGAUUGUAAGUCUUUUAUAAAAAAAAAACAGUUCAGAAAUCAUUUCAGUACCGUCAAAUCACAGCUCCUUUUUUUAAAAACCUGUUCAAACAUUGGAUGUUGAUAAUUGUUGUUUUAUUGUUUUACAGAGGGAUGUAAAGUAACAGUCAUGGGUGAUUUAGGUAUUAUUUUAUUUAUUUUAUGUUACUCUUCUGCUGUAUUCAACACAGUGUUAUAAGAUCUUGAACGCUGAUUAAAACUUUUGAUCUUAUA
Messenger RNA from Colossoma macropomum (tambaqui), 1790 nucleotides. It is a transcript of the gene rrm2b, whose product is annotated as ribonucleotide reductase M2 b. The transcript has 9 exons. Gene Ontology annotation, biological process: deoxyribonucleotide biosynthetic process. Gene Ontology annotation, molecular function: ribonucleoside-diphosphate reductase activity, thioredoxin disulfide as acceptor. The record is from RefSeq and is a predicted model, not a curated record. Gene Ontology annotation, cellular component: cytosol. The coding region runs from base 89 to 1138 and encodes 349 amino acids. Lineage: Eukaryota; Metazoa; Chordata; Actinopteri; Characiformes; Serrasalmidae.